Salvia miltiorrhiza (redroot sage) is the source of this 890-nucleotide messenger RNA. RefSeq names its product histone H1. Gene Ontology annotation, cellular component: nucleus; nucleosome. Lineage: Eukaryota; Viridiplantae; Streptophyta; Magnoliopsida; Lamiales; Lamiaceae. The record is from RefSeq and is a predicted model, not a curated record. The coding region runs from base 143 to 745 and encodes 200 amino acids. The transcript is spliced from 2 exons. Gene Ontology annotation, molecular function: structural constituent of chromatin; nucleosomal DNA binding; double-stranded DNA binding. Gene Ontology annotation, biological process: negative regulation of DNA recombination; chromosome condensation; nucleosome assembly.
GCAACCGACCUCACAAGGAUCGUGCUCCGCUAUAUAAAGCGUAAACAACUCUACGUAGUUCACACAAUCAAAUCAAUAUCAUAACUUCCGUAUUUACUCUCUCAAUCACAGUUAUCUACGUGUUGAAAGUUGUCUUAUAGUGAUGACGGCGGCCGAAGUAGUUAAGAAGCCAGCGGCGGCGAAGCCCGUCAAGGAGAAGAAAGCAGCCAAGGCGGCGCCCAAGGAGAAGAAGGCCAAGACUGAAAAAUCAGCUAAAACCGCUUCGCAUCCGCCUUACUUUGAGAUGAUCAAGGAGGCGUUGUCGGCGUUGAACGAGAAGAGCGGUUCGAGCCCUUACGCGAUUGCGAAGUACAUGGAGGAGAAACACAAGUCGGUGCUGCCGGCGAAUUUCAGGAAGAUUCUAGGGCUCCAACUCAAAAACUCUGCUGCGAAGGGGAAACUUAACAAAAUCAAGGCCUCCUACAAGUUAUCCGAUGCCGGAAAGAAGGAGAAGGCGGCCGCUGCAAAGAAACCCGCCGUAGCCGCUGCUAAAAAGCCUAGGGCAGCUAAGGCGGCUGCUCCCACCGCCGCUGCUGGAACCAAGAGGAAGGCGGAGGCUGUGAAGAAGGUGGCGGUAAAGAAGGGUGCGAAGAAGGUGGCGGUAAAGAAGGGUGCGAAGAAGGUGGCGACUCCGGUGAAGGCGAAGCAGCCUAAGAGCAUAAAAUCGCCGGCUGCUAAGAGGGCGAGGAGGGCUGUUGCUGUGUGAUUAUGGGGUAGUGUGUGAAAUGGGGUUUGUAGAUACUAGUUGCGAAUCAAAGGAAUUAUAAAGACUUUCAGUAGUGUUUUGGUUUGUGGUUUGUAUAUUUUUGUUAUGCUUGUUAGUAUGAAUGGUUUUUAUAUCUUCAUUCCAA